UUCAACAUUCACCUUGGAGUCACUCCGGAACGAGCCAACGCAUUCGCCUUGUGCUGUACACUGGGAGAUCAGCAAUAGAGAUGACUGGAGCCGCCGUGUCCGUGUGUCUACUUUACGUCCUGUCUGUCUGUUCAGCCUGCUACAUCUCCAACUGUCCCAUUGGGGGCAAGAGGUCCAUAAUGGACACUCCACAGCGCAAGUGCAUGUCUUGUGGGCCAGGGGAGCAGGGCCGCUGCUUUGGCCCCAGUAUCUGCUGUGGGGAGGAUGUGGGCUGCUGGAUGGGCUCCCCGGAGACAGCACACUGCAUGGAGGAGAACUACCUGCCCACCCCCUGCCAGGUGGGAGGGAGACCCUGUGGAUCUGAUACAGCACGCUGCGCCUCACCGGGAGUCUGCUGUGACUCAGAGGGCUGCAGUGCGGAUCAAUCUUGUUUUGCUGAGGAGGAAGGUGACAAUCAAAUCGGCCAAUCAGAGGGCAGCAACUCUGCAGACGUCAUCCUCAGGCUCCUGCACUUGGCUGACCACACGCCUCCUCAUAGAGUCCACCAAUGAGCUGCAAGUGACGCCAGGGUUCCAUGGGGGUCACUUGAGAGAUUGGUUGAUAGGAUUUGUAGUUCCAAGUUAGGAUUUGUAGU
Molecule: messenger RNA, 634 nt
Organism: Oncorhynchus masou masou (cherry salmon)
Lineage: Eukaryota; Metazoa; Chordata; Actinopteri; Salmoniformes; Salmonidae
Product: isotocin-neurophysin IT 2
Exons: 4
Coding region: 81-551 (156 amino acids)
Cellular component (GO): extracellular region; secretory granule
Molecular function (GO): neurohypophyseal hormone activity
Source: RefSeq, a predicted model, not a curated record